Hypomesus transpacificus is the source of this 2241-nucleotide messenger RNA. Its product is annotated as protein ITPRID1-like. NCBI's taxonomy places the organism in Eukaryota, Metazoa, Chordata, Actinopteri, Osmeriformes, Osmeridae. Bases 616 to 2241 code for a protein of 541 amino acids. The transcript has 13 exons. Gene Ontology annotation, molecular function: signaling receptor binding. The record is from RefSeq and is a predicted model, not a curated record.
CUGACAUUUUAAGCACCAACUGCAUCAUGGGCACUGUGCACUAGUUAAAUCGAUUGCAAAACCUUUCUAAAAUGUUAAAGCUGACGGGGAAAAGUAUUUUACUGACAUCUAGCGUACACAAGUAAGAGUGCAUCUUUAACUAGGCAUAUUGCGCCGAUCUGGGUUUAACUUUCCCUCCUGAUUCCUGCUUUGCUGUUAAUAUCACUGGACGCAAGCUCACACAACAUUUUAGCCAGUUCUCUUUAUUGAGAUUAAGUGACAACAAAACCCUUUUUUUUGCACAUUCAUUUCCUCUUUCGUUGCCAUCAAGGACACGUAGGUAGGACUCGUCUAACUACAACAACUUUUCUUGCAACGGGUCGUGUCAAUGCAAAUAGAUUUUAAUGUAGGCCGCGUGCUCUUGGUCACACAAAUAUGUAUGCUAUUAUGCCUUCACGUUGCAAGCCUAGAAUAGUCAGUCGUUGAAAAGGAGGACCAAGAAAAGGCACCCGUCUCGCUCGUCUCUACAGUGUUCAGGCUGCCCUGCCACAUACCUGACUGACGGGCCUCGUGGAUGGGGGCUGCAGGGCCAGGCUAGGCGCUGGGACAGGACCAGGGAUCGAAGCCAGAUGCGGGAUGGCCAUUGAGGGGACUGCAGCAGAGAAAAGAGCCUCCCUGGUGGCCUCCAGGCCCUUGUGGAGCAACAUGGAGGUGUCCCCGUCAGUGUCGUCUCUGACACAGGGACGAGACAGAGCUGGAGACCGUACCCAGGAUAGUGUGAGAGAGUGGCUCACUACCGUCAAUGAAGUGGAUACAAAACCAGAACAGAGCAGACAAGCUGCAGAAUCCCUGAAGAGGAAUGCCAGCGGUGAGGAUGACUUAGCGUUGGGUGUGGAAGCUUCUUUAUAUGGCAAACACGGAGUGAGGACCGUCCAGGAAUUUCUGCGGUCGAUCCGGCCAGAUCUCAGCAGGUGGAACAGCGUCACCUCAGCCCUCUCCACUCAGUCAUCUCCUCUCAGUGUGAUGGACGUGCUCAACCUGUGGAAGGACGACCCGGAAGAGGUGUUGUUCGACCUGGGCUUCGGCAGCGACGAGCCCGACCUGUCCGGUCGCAUCCCGGCCCGCUUCAUCAACCACCAGUCGCACGCCCGCGGGAUCAACAUCCAGGUUCUCCUGGAGGCCCAGAAGAACCGCCUGGACAUCGAGAACCCAGACGUCAGCAACCGCUUCAGACAGUUGGAGGUGCUACAGCAGGUGACCACAGCCUUCUCCACCCUGGUCGGAGGCCCUGCCCCCUCCGCUUCCCCCCACGCCGGAGAACCAUCUCCAGGGAGAGACCUCUCCACCGAAGCCAGGGAGAGGAGGAGGCGGAUGGGUAUGCUCUUCCGCAAAGCCUCCAGGAGAAGCCUUGGCCAAACCCAGACCUUCCAGGAACAACCCCCUGCCUCCAGCCCCUCUGACCAGCCAGAGCAGCCCCCGUCCAGCAUCGCUGACAAACCCGCCACCCUGAGGAGAACCAGGCUUGUCCUCCAGGAGAGUAUCUGCUUGUCCCCCCUGGUGGAGGAGCAAGGAACGCUGCUGGACUCCCUAGAGGCCCCUACGGUAGAAGCACGACUGGGACUGGGGAAAGAGACCCAGGUUGUGACCUCCAGUGCUGCCCUAGCCAAGAAGAGGAGCCCUGGGCAGGCCAGAGAGUCGUUUGAAAUGGAAGAGAUUCAGAGUUUUGAUGAUGGCAGUAUCGCUGGGAGCUAUUCAGGAACUGGGGACAACUCAGCCCAGACUGUGAUGAGGACCAACAGCUGCCAGUCUGACAGCAGUGGCUUCCUGGAAGAGCCCUUCAUCCCCAGCCUACACAGCCUGCAGCUCUCGCCUGGGCCUGGUCCUGGGCCUGAACAUGGGCCCUGGCCCAGGUAUGGGCCUUGGCCUGCGUCUGAAGCUGGGUUAGGAUCUGGGCCUGGGCCUGGGCUUCAGUCUGGUUCUGUGCAUGGUAUUGGCACUGUGCACUUGAAGGCUCUGUCUGGGGGCAGCACUGACAGUCAGGUGACUGUCAAAGAGGCUUCCCUGGACCGCUCCUGUCCCGCCUCCCCUUCCCCCCCUCCCUCCCCCACCGCAGUCUCCUCCCCUACCUCCUUAUCCAAUCUCCCCUCUCCUUCCUCCCCUACCUUCUUAUCCCAUCUCCCCUCUCCUUUCUCCCCUACCUCCUUAUCCAAUCACCCCUCUCCUGUUCAGCCUCACCUCUGGAGAGACCAGCAUCACCUGUAG